Gregarina niphandrodes is the source of this 3678-nucleotide messenger RNA. Its product is annotated as AAA domain protein. The transcript has 2 exons. The coding region runs from base 1 to 3678 and encodes 1225 amino acids. NCBI's taxonomy places the organism in Eukaryota, Apicomplexa, Conoidasida, Eugregarinorida, Gregarinidae. The record is from RefSeq and is a predicted model, not a curated record. Gene Ontology annotation, molecular function: 5'-3' DNA helicase activity.
AUGAGUGAGGAGUGUGUGCCACCCGAGUGGUUCUACGAUGGGGAGAUGCGUAAUGACAAUCUGACGGACGGGAUGAAGCGGACGUUGUUGCAAUGGAGCGAGUGUGAGCGGCACGAAUUGGAUUACGCGUUGCAGUUGCAAAAGGAUCGGUUGGAGACGUUAUUGGUGUGUGCGGGGCGCGAGGCAUGGUGUAGAUUGGGCUAUCGGGUGGUACAGUUGGAGCGGCAGUAUGACCGUUUGCGUUUGACGUUGGAGGCGGAAGAGUUGGCUCAAUUUCGGCCGUUGCCUCGUGGUGGAGAGGUUCAAUUGUUUAGGGCAUUACGUCCUCGCAUGUCGGUUGCACGUGGAGAUGUGUUCGAUAUUGUGUGCUGCGAGGACACGACCACGAGCACUUCGCGGUUGGACUAUGUCGGCGUCUUGACGUCUACUCCCAAACCAAUCUCACCGCUGCAAGAACUAUUACUGGAGACCCCACCGCGGAUGCCUACCUACGUGCCAAUUGACGAAUUCCGUGUGCAUACACACCCUCGGGUCGCGCCUCUUCUCGACCCAGCCAAACACCUGUUCAACACAAAGCAGAGCCAGGCCAUCGAACGCGCACUACGCGCAGACCCCAUUGCCAUCAUCGAGGGCCCCCCCGGAACCGGGAAGACACGUCUGUUAGCUGUGAUCAUCAACGUGUUACGGAAGCUCGGAAAUCGGGUGCUCGUGACCGCGCCAACCAAUGAAGCCACGAACAGUCUACUCAGUGCAUGCAUCGAGACGGAACAUAUGAGACAUUCCAUGCGCUGCGGCAGCAUCUCACGAUGCCAUGGCGCCGCACAAGAAGUACAUGUCGACCAUCUCGUCCGUUGCGACACCUCCAUAGGAAUGAAACUUCAGCAACUCGAACAACGAUUCUGGGGGAACCUUGACGCGCCCAGACCACCAGACACCGCCCAGGACGCUCUAGAAAAGGAGCGACUCGCCCUACUUACACAGGGCUACGCAGAGCUUGAUGCCGAGAACCGUGUCGUCUUCAGCACCUGCUUCGGUGUACGAGCGCAGGAGUGGCUACAACCCUUCGACUGGGUCAUUAUCGACGAAGCCGGCAAGUGCCAAUCCGUUGACGCACUCAUUGCCUCCGAUCGCGCCAGGAAAGCUAUUCUGGCCGGAGACGUGUGUCAAUUGCAACCCACUGUGCACACACAAUUUGCGCGCUCCCAGUCCUACCAGGAAAGCAUCCUCGAACGCUGUCUGCGUCAGCUCAAACAGCUCAACACGCUCCUCGACGUCCAAUACCGCUCGAACGAGAAAAUUUCGCUCUGGUCUUCGCGCAAAUUCUACAAGAAGCAAUUGCGAGCCGCCGAUGCUAAUCGGAACAUUGUGAUAGCACCGGAAAUCGAACCGCUGGUUUUCAUCAGCACCCAGACCAGUCCUGACUUCCGUGAAGACCGCGGUGACAGCCAGUUUUCGUUGCGCAAUUUCUUCGAAGCGCACCUUUGCAUCCUGUACAUCGAGCAGGUACUGUUGCCGUAUUUGGAUGGCACGAAGAAAGGCUUCUGCAAGACCGUUAUGAUUGUUUCGCCGUACAAGGCGCAGGUGGAGUAUGUCACAAAGCUGUUGAACGAUUGCCCCUGGUCGCGCACAUAUCAAGUUCGCGCCGGCACCAUCGACUCUUUCCAGGGCCAAGAAGCCGAUGCCGUACUCAUCUCUCUGGUGCGAUCCAACUACUCUGGUGAUAUUGGUUUCAUUGCAGACCGUGGUCGGAUUAAUGUCGCUGUUACACGCGCCAAACGACACGUCUGCGUUAUCGGGGACCGACGAACUCUCUGCACCAGGGAACCCUUGUUUCGAUCCCUCACCAAAAUCUUCGAGUCACACGGGGUCAUUAAGCCUGUGGCCGACCUCAUCAAACCUGAAUGGGUUAAACGCAUUGCAGCGCUUCGUCUCCAAGAUGCGGACCACCACGCACAGGCACUCGACGCCAUCGACCAAGGACUGGAACGUGGUCUGCACAUGACAGAACGCCCGCGAUCCGCACACCCAAGCUUCGCCCACCCAGACUUCGCGCAGUCUAACUCAAUAUCGCGGUCUCAGCAUCCGGUGCCGGAAACUGAGACCCCGGAAUCCGAGGUCCCGGGCUCGAAACCUCGAUCCGGACCUCGGUCGGGAGGUCACGACACCGUACAACACAAAAGCACAGACCAGGUAAUGGUACCGCUGCGCACUGCAGGCGCCGUACGCAGUUGGGAACUGACGCGUGCCCCGGUACUGCCACCGCCGCGCAAUGUCCAGAGCAACCCGUUCGGCAAACAUCCAUCUGUCAGCGACUCACCCGAAUCCGACCUGAGCGAACGGUACCCUCUCCAAGAUGCUGAACCCGAAGACCCUAAUGAGACAAAUAGCCGUGCGGCCACUGGAAGUCGUGCUCCCAGUGACCGCGACCGUGCUGCCGGUGGUCGUGAUUCCAAUGGGCGUGAUCCCAAUUCUCGCGAUCCUUGCGGACGUGAUUACGAUGGUCGUGAUCCUAGUGGAUGUGAUCCGAGCGGACGUGAUCCUAGUGGACGUGCUGUCAGUAACCGCUUGCCCUCCCACCGAGAAUUCUUGGAAGAGGAGAUUCCCUUUGAUUACGAGUCACGUUACUACAUUCCGAGGGAUCGUGUCUAUCAGUACGGUAGCUACAGGGAACAAGAGCUUAGGCUGCCGGGAUAUAGUAGACUGUCGGAACAUAGUGGGCUGCCGGAAUAUAAUAGGCUGUCGGAAUAUAGUAGGCUGUCGGAAUAUAGUAGACUGCCGGAAUAUAGUAGGCUGUCGGAAUAUAGUGGGCUGCCGAUUUCUGGUAAAGCAGCUGAGCGCCAGGUUUACAGGCCGAGUUCAAGGGCCUUGCCCGACGUGAGCGAAGCGUAUCCACACGACAUGUCGUAUGAUAGCCGAUUUGAAACCUAUGACGAACCGUAUCCUGCAGAAGGGUAUCAGAAUGUCGGUCAGCGGUAUGGGUGGACGAAUGAUCGGGUUGGCCCGAGUGGCCAGCAGUACGGUUCGGCAGAGGGGCAGUAUCGCUCGGAUGAAAAGUAUGAUGCCGCGCAAGAGCGUAGCCGGCGCAAGGCUCGCUACGACCGGGAAGAGGAAAGAUAUGCCCCAGAAUCCGGACGUUAUGGCGCAGAAGACGGACGGCACCCGCCUCGUACGUCCUUUAGAACUUACGCUCCGCGUGAAGGACCGGUCGACGAAGCGGAAGAACCCGCGUCUGCCCGACGGCCGAGGAGAGGGCUGUACAACCAAGAUGACAGUUCGGCCGAGAACGCCGGCGGAGAAUCCCGGCCCGUACGAUACCAAGAAGGUUAUGCAGGUCGCGACCGGUUCAGCGAGGGGCCUUACGACGAAGCGCCUUACGACGAAGCGCCUUACGACGAAGCGCCUUACGACGAACCUUAUGUCCGCUUGUCUGGCCCCCGGCAGUCGUACGAUUACCCGUAUCAUCCAGACGACUCGCGACAACCUUAUGAAGACGACGACCACCAAAGCUACCACCGAUCGCCAAACGCGCACGAGAUGGAAUACGGAGGAGGGCAACAUAAUGAAAUCGGAUAUGCACAGCAAGAAGUUGACAACGUAAGGAACGACGAGCAUCGCGGUAUCCAAAUGCAAGCGCGAAUCCCUACACGGAGAGCGCGAGGCGGCAAGAGGGAAUUAUAG